Xenopus laevis (African clawed frog) is the source of this 2445-nucleotide messenger RNA. It is a transcript of the gene xrra1.L, whose product is annotated as X-ray radiation resistance associated 1 L homeolog. The coding region runs from base 264 to 2405 and encodes 713 amino acids. Gene Ontology annotation, cellular component: nucleus; cytoplasm. The record is from RefSeq and is a predicted model, not a curated record. NCBI's taxonomy places the organism in Eukaryota, Metazoa, Chordata, Amphibia, Anura, Pipidae. The transcript is spliced from 18 exons.
GGGAAUUGUAGUCUACACCGCCUGUCCAUGUGCUGGAAUGUAAAAUGAUAGCGUCCGCCGGUUGCUAGGAGACAAGGACUCCCGGGACGGACAGGCAGCGAGAAACGGGAGCUGAGAGAGAGAGACAGUCGGGCAAUGAGUCCUCACCGGGUUGAAUUUCCCAGACCACAGACUCUUCCUUCCAUCCAAUCGUGAGGCUCGUUGCACAGAGCAGGCCCAUGUGAUGGUCCCUCAUUGGCUCGUUGCUCUCCCCUCUAUCAGACAUGGCUGCCUCCUGGCUCUACAGAAUGGACACUGGAGAUUUAUUCACAAGCAACAGUUUCCCUGCUAGAAGCCUCCUUCAGUCUAAUCACAGAGGAGGCCGCUGGGUAAAGACUCAGAGAGUUUGGAGCAACGGGAGAAUAAAGUUAGUGAAGUCGGCAGCAUCAAGUACAUUUCGGAGCAACCAGGACACCGUACUUACAGAACCAACAUCAAGUGGGUCGUCAAGCCUGAAUCAUCAGCAGAAUGUCCUGAACACCUCAUUCCUGCUGAAGACUCAUUAUGUGAAGACCCCAGCGGAUCUGUGUUCUGUAGAUGUGAGUGACAGGAACCUGACUUCUGCGCAGGAGGAGGAAUUGGUGCAGUUUAAUUGCGUGGUGUACAUAAAUGCGGCAGAGAAUUCGCUGACUCUCGGAACUUUCCGCAGCUUUUCUGCACUCAGGGAACUGGAUCUUUCCAUGAACAAUAUCCGCAACGUGUGUCUGGAGCCCGGCGACCUCCCAAAACUGGAAGUGCUGGAUCUGUGCUAUAACAAUCUGACUCCUGAUGACGUCACACGACUUGGAGUUCUGUCCCACCUACGGGUGCUUCACCUUUCAGGGAAUGGCCUCACCCAUCUCCCUCCUGACAUGAGUGUGUCCCACAUAGAGGAUUUAGCUCUGCCCCUGUUCCCAGCGCUGGAAAUCCUUAUGUUGGAUGAGAACAACCUCUCCCACCCUGCAGUGUUCCUGAGUGUAGCCAAUCUAAUAAGGCUGCGGCUGCUCAAUCUGGACAACAACAGUAUUUCGGGGAUCCCCUACCUGUAUCCGGCCGACACCACUCCCAGGAAUAACCCACCCAAUAAGGAGUGUGAGGAGAAAGGAGCGGAGGAUGGGCUGAAGACAUUCCAUUACACUGUGAUUCCCAGUAAAGAUGAUCCUGACAGAACAGAAGUUAUAUUUACUGACCAGGAAAACUCACAGAAGGACGAUCAUGUGACGAAAGCCUCCGAUGCCACAGAAAGCUUCAGGUUCCACAGUCACAUGAGUGAAGAUGGGUCGAGUCAAGCAUUGGUGCCGCUGCCGAGCCUGAGAUACCUGAGCCUGGCCAAUAACAAGAUUCGGCACCAGGAGAAGCUUUUAGCCGCCGCCCUGUUCCCCUCCCUCGAAGAACUGGUGAUCCACGGGAAUCCUCUCACCACUCUCAGAAAAGGGGAUCCGCCUUUGCUCAGUGACGUCCUGCAGCAGCGCCUGGGGAUCCACAUCACAACCAAAAAACCCCCUGAGAUUAGGAAACUGCCCCUGUUUAUUCCAGUGAACGAGGGGAGAAAGGUACAGUCAGUUAUCCCCAAGGUGCCCAAACAGCCUCUGAUAGUGGAACCCCCGUUCUCCCCCAAACUCCCGUUUGAUAGACGUCACCCGCUGAGCGACGGGAAGGAAUUCACUCCCCUUCCACCAAUCACACCCUCCUCUGAGAGGCGGAGUCAGGACAGCGAGCAGAGCUCAGAGAUGACGGUGGAAGUAGAAACAAGUUCCGGCUCAGGUGACGCGGCCGAGUCCAUAUUUAUGACACAGGUGGACGACCUGCCAGAAUCAGCCCACGUCUCUCAGUCAGGGAGCCCGAGUCAGCCCGAGGCGGAGGAAGAAGAGGAGGAGGAGGAGGAAAUCCCCAAGAAAUUUAAGGGCUAUGAAGAAUUGUUCCAUGUCCAAACUGACCCGGAGUUUAUAGACCCAGUGGGAAUACAGAGCAAUGUCAGGGCCCUGCAGAAUGCGCUGAGCCACCUGCUGGUCUAUAGAGACUCUAAGCCGAGGCUGUCGGGCCUACACAAGCCGUAUAUCCCCACAGAGAGUAAGGUUGGAAAGCUUCUGACCCCACUGCCCAGGAAGGACAAAAAGGAGAUUUUGGGGGAAAUCUUAGCGGGCAUGCGAGAGUCACGGAAUCUGAGCCAGGUUCCACUGAAUUCCAUCCUGGGGCAGAAGCAGCCCACGCUGGAGAAGAGAGAAGCGCAGACAUUGCUGCGGGAGUUGCAGUUCAGGUACAAGGCAUUGCAGGCGGAAUCAGCGACAAGAGCCCAAGAGAUGGAAAGAUGUUCCGGGAGGGCCGGGGCCACAGUUGAUAACAAGUGGAAUGCUGGGAAUGUUACUGACCCUUCAACUCAGAAUUGAUAAUAAACUGGACUUUCCAAUAAAGCUCAGUAGAAAUUCA